Molecule: messenger RNA, 3102 nt
Organism: Trypanosoma rangeli
Lineage: Eukaryota; Euglenozoa; Kinetoplastea; Trypanosomatida; Trypanosomatidae
Product: putative exportin 1
Exons: 1
Coding region: 1-3102 (1033 amino acids)
Biological process (GO): protein export from nucleus; ribosomal large subunit export from nucleus; ribosomal small subunit export from nucleus
Cellular component (GO): cytoplasm; nucleus
Molecular function (GO): nuclear export signal receptor activity; small GTPase binding
Source: RefSeq, a predicted model, not a curated record
AUGGAGUCCAUCUUAGACACUAGUAGGCCCGUGGAUGUACAGGAGUUUGACCGGGUGGUGCAGUACCUCUCGACCGGGUCACCGCAGGAAAUUAUGAAAGCGCAGGAAGUUAUCACCGCCUUCAAGGAUAGGCCUGACGCCUUUAUUCAGGUUGGGACGCUACUGACAAAGUCACAGAACUCAACAACACGCUUUUUUGCCUUACAGGUCCUGGAUGACACCAUCCUGCAUCAGUGGAACGCCUUUACAAAUGAGCAGAAGGAGGAGAUUCGGAGCUUUGUAAUAAAUUUAAUCGUUGCUGAAUGCAAGAGUUUUAGCCAGAUUCGUAGUCGCAAGGCACUCCUCACCAAGAUAAACAGCACAUUGGUCAGCAUUGCGAAACGAGAGUGGCCGGUGCGAUGGCCCAGCUUUAUUCAAGACAUUUGUACUAGCGCUGGCCCAACUGAGCCGCUCAUAGAAAAUAAUUUAAACUUACUGCGCCUCGUUGGGGAGGAUAUCUUUGAAUUUGGUGAAAAGACACUGACGUCACGAUGGAUCAAACGAAAGAAGGAGGCUUUGAAAAGUGAUUUUCGCCUUAUUUUUCGGCUGUGUCUAUCGGUGCUUGGAACGGGAGAUCAGGCACUUUUGAAGACAGAUUUGGAGUGUAUGGAAAAAUAUUUGGCGUGGAUGGAACCGACACUUGUAUUUACUGAGGAUGUUAUCAUGUACAUUGCCAGCCUAGUUGCUGGGGAUGCCACCGUGGCCCCCGUAGCCGUGCGCUGCCUUUCUGUGAUUUGUUCUAUAGACACGGAUGAUGGGGCGGCGGGGGACACGCAGGCGCAGAUAACGGUUCGUGUAUUUCGCACCGCGUUUAAUAUUAUCAUAAACGCUCUUCCAACCUCUCAUUCGUCUGUGGAGGGUCGAGUAAUUCACAUGUAUGAAAUGGGGUCGGAUAUGGACUGCAGGUUUAUAAGCGAGGUGAAUAUCCUCCUAAUUGCCUUUUUAAAGCGGUAUUCGAAAUUAAUCCUAUAUGAUGACAUUCUGUUACUCUCCACGCAUCAAAUGCUAGUGGGAAUGAGCCACAUUGAUAACAAGGAACUUUUCAAGUCUUGUAUAGAGUACUGGUGGUGGCUUGGAGAAAGACUGUUACGGGCUCCAUCACCCACGCCACUGCAUAAAAAACUCUCCGGUGUUCUUAGUAACGUGCGAUUUUUGCUCAUUAAGAGGAUGGCCAAACCGGAGGAAGUCAUUAUUGUGGAAGAAGAAGGUGAGCUGCGUCGUGAACACAUGACAGAUGUGGAGGGGCUGCAGCUGUACAACCUAAUGCGGGAGGCUUUAGUGUUUCUCACAAAUCUUGACCCCCACGACACGCAGCAGAUCAUGACGGGGCUGAUGCAAAAACAACUGGAUCGCAGUGAGUGGAGCUGGCACAACUGCAGCACAUUGUCUUGGGCGGUGGGGGCAAUCUCAAUGGCUCUACCAGCCGAACAAGAAGUCGCGCUUUUUGUGGUGAUUGUUCGUGGGUUGCUUGAUCUUUGCAAAGAAAUGCAAGGGAAGGAAAAUCGUGCGGUCAUCGCUAGUAAUAUUAUGUUUGUCGUAGGACGCUACCCACGUUUCCUUCGCAGUCAUCACGUCUUUUUGAGCACAGUUGUUCGCAAAAUUAUUGAAUUUAUGAAGGAGCUGUUUCCUGGGGUGCAGGAAAUGGCGGUCGAUACGCUCCUCAAGAUAGCCUCGCAGGUGCCGGAUCAGUUUGUCUUCUUGGACAACCGAAAAGAAUCUAUAGCAAUCGAAAUUGCGGAGCGAUGGACCGAUGUCACCUCAUUGCUAGAACCACAGCAGAUACAGACCUGCUUUGCCGCAGCUGGAUAUAUGAUCAAAAGUGACUCCCCUGAUAGGCAAGCGGCUCUUUUGGAGCUAUUCCUACGUGAUGUUAACAUUAAUUUUAAAGCCAUAACGGAAAGAGCGGCGGCUGAUAGUGCGUUAUUUUGCCGUGAUUCUACAAGUAUGAUGGAACUGAUUCAUUUGUUACGCGUAUAUAGCAGCAUUGCCUCCACAUGUGGCACAGCAUUUAUCAAUGAAAUGGGAAUCAUCAUUUGGGACCUCCACGGCUUCUACCGUACGUUCUUCGCCGCACAGAACGCAUUGAUCGCCGAAGGUGGACCUGCUUCUAUGCUGCAUCAAGAUGCACGGUAUUUGAGACUGGCAAAGAAGGAAAUACUUCGUAUUUUUGAGCGUUUUGUAGAUAACACCGAAGAACGUGACUUCGUAGCGGCGAAUUGUAUGCCAAGCAUCUUGACCGUGGUGUUGGAGGACUACCGUGCCUCGGUGCCUGAGGCAAAGGAGCCCGGGGCGCUGGCGCUGGUGACUGCGUGUGUGAAUAAAUUGACCGAUCGUCUCAGUGGGGAUUGUGCGGCUAUUCUUGAUCAUACGUUUGACACCACAGUGGCAAUGAUAUGCAGAAACACAGAAGAUUUCCCUGAGUUUCGUGUGAAUCUUUUUAAGCUCCUUCAGGCAUUGAAUAAACACUGCUUUGAUGCUUUUUUGAGCUACGCCUCAACAAAGGAGGAUGUCAUUACGGGCAUGCUAUGGGUGAUUAAACACACAGAUUUUGCGACCAUGGAGACUGGGCUCCUCGCCUUGGAUGCCUUCCUUGAGAAUGUUGCCGAAUCUAAACUUAUGCAGGACUUCUUCAACACCUUUAUGCAUCAAAUAUUUGUAGAGGUACUAGUAGCAGCCAUGGACUCGCUUCAUGCUGCGGGUUUCAACCUGCAUUGCAGUAUUCUUAUUAAACUUUUCCGUGUGUCUGAUAUGUUUCCCCCGCAGACGCCAGUGCUUGGCCGUUGUGUAGUGCAGGAAUUUCUGCUUGAAAGUCUUUCAAUUAUCCCCACCCUCACACCGACGCUCAUAACAGACUUUGUGUCCUCUGCCUAUGAGUCGUACAGAGACGAUGUGGAAUUCCGCCGUCGAUUUGCCGAUUUUUUGAUUGAGGUGCAGGUGUGGGGCGCUGAGGAGGAAAAUCGGCUGCAGAUGGAGGAGGAACGGCGUCUACGGGAGGAAACCAUUCCUGGUUUUGCAGCUCUUUUAACUGGCCCAGCUGGGGUGUUCUUGUCACCCUCUGGUUGA